This is a messenger RNA of Maniola jurtina (meadow brown), 1703 nucleotides long. It is a transcript of the gene wkd, whose product is annotated as TBC1 domain family member whacked. Lineage: Eukaryota; Metazoa; Arthropoda; Insecta; Lepidoptera; Nymphalidae. The transcript has 7 exons. The record is from RefSeq and is a predicted model, not a curated record. The coding region runs from base 408 to 1478 and encodes 356 amino acids.
UUUGUGGUCUGUGUAAAUAAAUCUUUCAAGUUUCAGCAUUUUUGAUAAAAAAUGUGGAUUUUUUAAAACUAUACUUAUACCUACAUUCUGUGUUCUGGCCUCCGACCUCCGUUCCACACGCAAUGUUUAUAGAUAAAAAUUAUGGGAACUGUUUGAAGCACGUUUUAUUUCCUUAGCUAUGCUUGUGUUAUAGUUUCUUGUGAAUUUAUGAGCUUGUGAAGAGAAUAGGGAUUUUGUGCGCGAAGUGCUUCAUGACUGAUUUGCUUCGGGCUUCGGGCGUCAACAUCCGGAAGACUUGUUCAUGUUUUGUAAUAAAUUCGCACGCCCACUUAGCACAUCUGGCAUAGUGUUUGUUUUUGUGAUAGAUGGUACGGAAUAAGUGAUAGUACCGUGGCAUAGGGCGUAAAAUGUCGUUGCAAAAAAGCGUAAAAAGUGCAGGCGGUGAGCGCAGUGAGCAGGAUAAUGCUUCGAUAUGCUCAUCAGUGACUACACAGCCAGACAGACAUGGAUUUUUCGGUGGAGCUCAGUAUAGUCCUGAACCAAAACGGACAGUAUCACCGAGCACAAUACUGAAGCGAGAACAAAAAUGGCUGCGUAUGCUAAACAACUGGGAAGCGUUCAUGAGCAAAAACUACAAAAAAGUCCGCGAGCGGUGCCGGAAAGGCAUCCCCGCCUCAGUUCGACCGAAGGCCUGGCUCUACCUGUGCGGAGGUCAGUUGCUGCUGGAGAAGCACCCCGAGGAGUACGAGGAGUUGCUGAAGGCGCCCGGCGACCCCAAGUGCAUGGAGGACAUCCGCAAAGACCUGCACCGCCAGUUCCCCUACCACGAGAUGUUCAUACGCGAAGAAGGCUUAGGGCAACAAGAACUGUUCUGCGUGCUCAAAGCGUAUUCAGUGCUGAACCCUAAAGUGGGAUACUUCCAAGCGCAGGCGCCCGUGGCGGCGUUCCUGCUGAUGCACAUGCCCGCGGUGCAGGCCUUCUGGUGCCUCGUCAGCAUCAGCGACAAGUACCUCAGUGGCUACUACAACCCGGGCCUAGAGGUUCUUCAACGUGACGGCGACAUUCUACACGCGCUACUGAGAAGAACCGCUCCAGCAGUUCACAGGCACCUGGGCAAGCAUCGCGUGGAGCCCGUGCUGUAUGCGACCGAGUGGUUUCUGUGUGCUCUCACUCGCACUCUGCCCUGGGACAGCUUGCUGCGAGUGUGGGACUGCUUCCUGUGCGAGGGAGUCAAGGUGCUAUUCAAAGCAGCCCUAGUAAUCCUAGCCGGGGCGUUAGGGCCGGCCAAAGUGCGGAAACGCGCCUCGGGACUGUGCGAGACUCUGGAGGUGUUGCGGCACCCGCCCGAAGCGAUCCUGACGGAGGACUACCUCAUGUACCACAUGCAGCGCCUCAACCUCACUGAGGAAGACUUCGAGUUCGAGCACCAGCGGCAGACCGCCAAACGACGCGCCAUGGCCAAUAGAAGUGGUAGCUGAUUCAGCGAGUGUUCCUACAAGCGUUAUUCCAAGGAUAACGCUCGGGACAUCUUCCACACUCUAUAAACACGAGUGUGAUCACUAUAGACUCACAGUUGAUCAUCACUGAUCACCAUUGAUCAUAACUGAUCACCGAUGAUCACAACUGAACACGAGUGAACAACGUGUCAUAUGUGCGUGUAACGAACCGCGAAAACGACUAAGUGUAUAAUACAAACGUGAGAA